Messenger RNA from Naegleria gruberi, 3424 nucleotides. RefSeq lists its product as uncharacterized. Bases 1 to 3393 code for a protein of 1130 amino acids. Gene Ontology annotation, cellular component: nucleus. The transcript has a single exon. Gene Ontology annotation, biological process: RNA catabolic process; maturation of 5.8S rRNA. The record is from RefSeq and is a predicted model, not a curated record. Gene Ontology annotation, molecular function: ATP binding; RNA helicase activity; RNA binding. Lineage: Eukaryota; Heterolobosea; Eutetramitea; Acrasida; Naegleriidae.
AUGGAUCCAUUCUCACAAGAUGACUUGUUCAAUGUGUUUGGAACAUCCACCAAUCAACAACAAUCAAAAAAGAGAACACUAGAAGAAUCAAUAAAAAUUGCUGAGCGUGAUGUUGAACUGAGAGAAAAUAAGAAAUUAAAGCCUGUCAUUGUUGAUAUCACUUCAUCGGAGGAAACUUCGGAAACAUCAUUACCUGAAGAAGCUUUAUACAUACCAACACCAACAAUUAUUGAUGAUUCUACACAACUUACAAGAACCACAAGUACACCAACAAUUGUUUCUGUGAAUAAUUCUGCAUCAAAAUCUAUUGGUAAAUUAGGUGAGAAGAACGAUUGUUUACACGAAAUUGCUCUACCUCCAAAUUAUUCUAUUAAUUCCCAGACAGGAGUGGGUAGUGUUGAUGGUUCGGAAGUUUCAAGUAAUGUUUUAUCGAAUCCAAGCGAAAUUGUUAAUUUUAUGAUGGAACAAAAAACACAGGUUGAAUUAGGAUUAAAACAAGCUGCAAAGGAAUACCCAUUUACUCUUGAUGCAUUUCAAAGACAAGCCGUUCGUGCCAUUGAAUUAUCACAAAGUGUUCUUGUCAGUGCCCACACUAGUGCUGGUAAAACAGCAGUAGCCGAAUAUGCUAUUGCAAAGUCAUUAAAGGAUGGAAGCAGAGUCAUCUAUACAUCACCUAUUAAAGCUUUAUCAAAUCAGAAAUUCAGAGAAUUACAAGAAGAAUUUACAGAUGUUGGACUUAUGACUGGUGACGUUACUAUCAAUCCUAACUCUAGUUGUAUAGUUAUGACAACAGAAAUUUUGAGAAGUAUGCUCUAUAGAGGAUCUGAAAUUUUGAAUGAAGUGCAAUGGGUUAUUUUCGAUGAAGUUCACUAUAUGCGUGAUAAGGAGAGAGGUGUAGUUUGGGAAGAAACUUUAAUUUUACUUCCAAAUUCUGUUAAAUAUGUCUUCUUAUCUGCUACAAUGCCAAACGCAACAGAAUUUGCUGGUUGGAUUGCAAAAUUGAAAGGACAACCAGUUCAUGUGGUUUACACAGACUACAGACCAACACCAUUACAACAUUAUAUUUAUCCUGUUGGUGGACAGGGAAUACACUUGGUUGUAGAUAAACAUACAUUCAAACAAGAUAAUUGGAAAAAGGCAGUUGAAGAAUUGAAUAAUGCAUCAAAAAAUGUGACAUCUGGUGGAUCAGGGUCAGGAAAUGUAAACAGUUCAGGAAAAGUGAGUGGUGGAGAUCGUAAAAAGAGAGUCGACACAUCUCUUGUUAAAUUGGUAAAUAUGAUUAUGAAGAGAAAUUUCCAACCAGUCAUUGUUUUCAGUUUUUCCAGAAAAGAAUGUGAAACAAGAGCUGUCUCUCUCUCCAAGUCCAAUUUCAAUGACGAGGAAGAAAUGAGUUUGGUUGCAGAGGUAUUUAAUAAUGCUAUUGAUUCUUUAUCUGAUGAAGAUCGUAAAUUACCACAAGUAGAAACAAUGUUACCACUAUUACAGAAAGGUAUUGGAGUUCACCAUUCUGGAUUGUUACCAAUUAUGAAGGAAGUUAUUGAAAUUCUAUUCCAGGAAGGUUUAAUCAAAGUUUUAUUUGCCACAGAGACAUUUGCUAUGGGAUUGAACAUGCCUGCAAAAACUGUUUUGUUUACAGGUAUUGAAAAGUAUGAUGGUCAAAUCACCAGACGUUUAACUUCAGGUGAAUAUAUUCAGAUGAGUGGCCGUGCUGGUCGUAGAGGUUUGGAUGACAAAGGUAUUGUUAUUUUAAUUAUGGACGAUCCAGAUUUGAGAGAGGAAGAUGCCAAACAACUUAUGAAUGGUAUUGCUGAUUGCUUAAACUCUUCAUUCCAUUUGAGCUAUUACAUGGUGCUUAACUUGUUGAGAGUAGAAGAAAUUACUCCGGAGUAUAUUAUGGAAAGAUCAUUUUUCCAAUACCAAUCUGAAAAGAAACGACUUGCUUUUGAACAAACAUUGAAUGAAACAAUUGUAAAGAGAGAUUCAAUGAAGAUUGAAAAUGAGCCACAAUUAUCAUCCUACUAUAACAUGAAAAAAGAAUUGGAAAACGAGUACAAUAAUUUGAGAAAACUCAUUACAACACCUAAAUAUUCAAUUCCUGUACUUAGUGCAGGUCGCCUUUUAAGAAUUAAUGGCUUUGGUUGGGGUAUUUUGAUCAAGUUUACCAAGAAGAAACACGCAGAAAAAUUGCAAAUUAACCAAACUAAAUCUUCAGACUACUUGAUUGAUAUUUUACUGCCAUCACAUCCAGAUAAGCCAAAUGAGCCAUACCCUGUUAAGGAAUACAAAAAGUCUUUAGAGCCAAAGCCAAUAAUCAAGACAUUAUCAGUUGACUUGAUUGAAUGUUACAGCUCUGUUAAAGUUUACUUGUCUAAGGAAAUGAAGUCCAGGCCAGAUGCAAACUCUGGAGAAGCUAAAUCUACUAUUUUAAAGCUUUUGGAAACAAUUUCAAGAUUCAAAUCUCAACCUACCACCGAAACGACUGAUGGUAUGAUGAGUAUUGAUAAAUUGUCUGUUUACAAGUAUGGAGACGUACCAAGACUAGAUUUGGUUGAAGAAAUGGGUAUUGCAAGAGCUCAGGUUAAAAAUGUAGUAGAUACCAUUCAACAAUUGGAAUCAAGAUUAUCCUAUAGUCCAUUUUAUCAAUAUGAACUUAAUGCUUCAAAUGGAAAUGCUUCAAAAGAUGAUAUUAAUUACAAGAAUCAAAUUGCUCUCUUUGAAAGCAAAUUAGAAAUCGAAAAUGAAAUUGAAGCUCUUAAGAAACAAAUUAAAACAACUGGUCAAGUGGUUAUGAAGGAGGAACUCAAGAAUAUGAUGCGUGUAUUAAGAAGGUUAGGUUUUGCCACGGAAGAUAACGUAAUUACAGCAAAAGGUAGAGUUGCCUGCGAAUUGAGCAGCGCAGAUAGUUUAGUUAUUACUGAAAUGAUUUAUAAUGGUGCAUUUUCUGAUUUAACUCCAGAACAAUGUAUUGCAGUCUUAUCAUGUUUUGCUUCUGAAGUUACAUCCUCUCAAAACAGACAAGAUGAUAAAGACGCCCUAGUUGAUGAAUUGAAAAAACCUUAUGAAGAGUUAGAAAAAGCAGCUAGAAGAGUUGCUGAAGUAUCAAUCGAGUCAAAAUUAGAGUUGGAUACCGACAAGUAUUUACAAUCGUUCCCUUGUAAUAUGAUGAAUUUAACAUUUGCCUGGUGCAACGGUGCCAAGUUUGUAGAUAUUUGUAAAAUGACAGAGAUUUUUGAAGGAUCUAUUGUAAGAUCAAUGAGACGAUGUGAAGAAAUUGUAAGACAAAUGUGUGCUGCUGCUAAGGCCAUAGGUGAAGAAACUAUUGAAAAGAAAUUAUUGAUUGGUUUGGAGAAAAUGAGACGUGACAUUGUUUUCAGUAGUUCCCUUUAUUUGUAAAUAAAAGCUAAAGCCUAUUCAAUGUUUUUAG